AUUGUGCUUUGGUACCGCUCAAAAUGACUAUUAUAAUGACAAUGUCCAUGAGUUAAGUAUUUGCAACAAUUGAAGUAACUAGUAGAUUCAAUACAUGCAAAUUAGGUUAAAAUAUAUUCGAAAUGGUUAAUUCUAUAGAUUUUAAUGUUUCCAACAAAAUUUUAAUAGUUUUGGGUGUUGUUGGUAGUAUAUUAGUUUUUGGAGGAGCUUUCGUUGGAUUUAAAGUCGUACCAGAUGGUAUAAAUAUGAAACUUUGGGAGACAAAAGUUUUGAAAGAAAAUACAGAACAAUGGAAUAUUUUUGUGAAAACACCUUUUCCGUUCACUUUCAAAGUUUAUAUAUACGAUGUUAAAAACCCAGAGGAAAUUUUAGAAGGAGAGAAACCGUUGGUAGAGGAGGUGGGACCGUUUGUAUACAAAUUAUUUAAGUGGAAGCAAGAAAUAGAUUGGUCUACACCCGAUGAUAUAUCUUAUAAUUUGUAUACCAGGUAUGAAUUUGACAAAGACGCUUCAGGAUUGUAUUCGGAUGAGACUAAAGUAACGAUUUUCAAUAGUAUGUUUUAUAGUAUUAUGUUGAAAAUAGAAGAAACUCAACCGGACGCUUUUGGUUUGAUAGAAAGUGAGCUUCCAAAGAUAUUUGGAGAAAAUGACGGUUUGUUUAUCAAAGUAAAAGUUAAGGAUUAUUUAUUUGAAGGACUGAAGUUCUGUGAAAAUGAAGGAGCCAAUGCCGGUUUUGCUGGUUCGAUGUUUUGUAGACAAGUUAUAGGAAAAUUGCAUGAGUCUAAGACUUUAAGAUUGGAAAAUAAAACGGUUUUAUUCUCUAAUAUGCAUUACAAAAACAACACACAUUCAGGUAGAUUCACUGUUAAAUCCGGCCAGAAAACUAGAGAAGAAGCUGGAAGAUUACAUUUAUAUAAUGGAAAAGAAUAUAUUAGCACAUGGUCGGGAGAUAAAUCUAUAUGUAAUAAAAUAAGGGGUGUGACAACUGUUUUUCCCGUAGAUGUGAAACCAGAUAUGAUUUUUGAAUCUUUUGCAGAAGAUAUUUGUAGAACAGUUGCUUUGGAAUAUUCCUCCGAGGAAACAGUGAAAACCCUCAAUGGAUUGAAAUUUGUUGCUAAAAAUGAUACAUUCAGCACCUCCAAUAAAGAAAACUCUUGCUUUUGUCAAAAUAAAACUCGGACGUUUGAUACCAAAUUAGGCUGUGCUAAAGAUGGGAUAACGGAUCUAAGUCCCUGUACAGGUGGUCCUGUUAUGGUGUCCUUUCCACAUUUAUUGUAUGGAAACAAAGAAUACCAAACAAGUGUUCAAGGUAUGGACCCGGAUAAAUCCAAGCACGAAACUUCUCUUAUAUUAGAACCGCUCAGUGGUUAUCCAUUAUAUGCAGCUCAAAGGAUACAAUUUAACAUGUUCCUUAGACCAAUUGAAGGUAUGGAAAGUUUGGCUAAUGUCUCCAGAGCAUUGAUGCCUUUGUUUUGGGUCGAAGAAACUUUAUUAAUUGGAGACCAGUACAUUGAAAUGAUGAAAUCUGAACUUUUUCAUACCAUGAAUAUAAUCAAUAUCGUCAAAUGGAUCGUGAUAACAUCUGGAUCGGCAUGUCUUAUAAUAGCAGCCUUGGCGAUAAUCUAUAAGCGGGCUCCUUGAUCCUUUCAGAAUGAACCUUUACCGUUCGUUAAUUAGGAAACACAUGCACAAUUUAAGCUAAUAAAUAUAAAAACCACCAUUUUAUUUGAUCUACGAAGUCUGAUAUUAUUAUAUAGUUUAUAGUAACAAUAGGUUAAGUCGUGUUUAAAUGUCCUAUUGUUGAGGACAUGUGUGACAAAGUAUACAAAUAUUUCUCUUAGAGAUGCAAAAAAUGGAGUUUGUACACUUCUUUUGAUGAUUAAUAAACAAUUUGUUGGAA
This is a messenger RNA of Diorhabda sublineata, 1899 nucleotides long. Its product is annotated as sensory neuron membrane protein 2-like. Gene Ontology annotation, molecular function: scavenger receptor activity. Lineage: Eukaryota; Metazoa; Arthropoda; Insecta; Coleoptera; Chrysomelidae. The coding region runs from base 123 to 1640 and encodes 505 amino acids. The record is from RefSeq and is a predicted model, not a curated record. The transcript has 9 exons. Gene Ontology annotation, cellular component: membrane; cytoplasm.